Messenger RNA from Petromyzon marinus (sea lamprey), 4971 nucleotides. RefSeq names its product protein-glucosylgalactosylhydroxylysine glucosidase (gene PGGHG). Gene Ontology annotation, molecular function: protein-glucosylgalactosylhydroxylysine glucosidase activity. Lineage: Eukaryota; Metazoa; Chordata; Hyperoartia; Petromyzontiformes; Petromyzontidae. The record is from RefSeq and is a predicted model, not a curated record. Gene Ontology annotation, cellular component: cytosol. Gene Ontology annotation, biological process: carbohydrate metabolic process.
ACACCACUGUACGCACACCGCUGCCCCAACGACCAUUGCCCAGGGGCGACGUGUCGAACAGCCGCGAGGCGAAACGAACUCGCCCUCUUGUUUAUUCAGACACAAAGACGCACCAAGAUACCAAGAUCUCCCCCACCCCUGCCGUACAUCACUGGCUGCUGCUGCUGUUGGGGACACGCGCUUGGUUAGCCAGCACACGUGCGUGACGUCAUUUAUGGACGGCCCCUAAGAACUGAUGCUGCAGUGAUUUUUUGGUGGUAACUAUAAUGUCAUUCGGAUUUUUCCUAGUAGGGAGUGUUUCGUCGAGCCUGUGAGUGUUCAAGAGUGUGAAUGAGUAAGAUCAAAUGUGAGUGGGUAUUUGAGUAUUUAAAUAUUUUUUUCAUGAAUAUGUGAAAGUGAGCGAAUGGGUGUUUGAGAGUAAAGGAGUGUGCAUUUUAAAAUGAUUGAGUGUGUAAGAGUGAGCGGGUGUACUUAAACGUGAGGACAUGAUGAGAGGCGGAUGAGAACAGGUUGAAGUGAUUGUAACGUCGUACUCAGAUUGUAAAUAUGGUGGAUUUGCUCUCCAAUACACCUGUAUGCUGUACUAGUAACGAAUUGGCAUGUUCUGUUUACGUGACAAACCUUAAUAAUUAGCUGUGUCGGGUGGUGGCGGGUUUAAUGACACUUUUAUAUUUACGCGAUCGAAGCCAAAAAACCUAUAUUAUGGAAGGUUGAAGUGCUUAUGCUAAACUGACCUUACUAAUGAGAAUGAGCACAGCAGUGUGUCUGAAGAAGACGUUUUAAGCAGUGUGUAUUACCUGUUAUGACAUACAGAUCAUAAACAUUGUUAAAUAAAAUGGACCAAAAGCUGAAAAGUACACAAAGGAGAAUGGAACGAUGCAUGCAAUUAAACUGAGAGACACAAAGAGGAAAUAAAUACACGAAUUAGAGAACAAAUGAAAGAUUGAUGCAUAUUUUGACUUCAUAAAAGUCGCUUGGGCAGGACACAUGGCAAAAAGGGAUGAUGGCUGAUGUCAUAGUGACAGAGGAAGGAAUGCACCCGAGAGGUUGUCCACUGCAGAGAUUUACCUCGCUCAUGUGAUCGAUGGGUUCCUGUAUUGCAGUAUCAUCAUGAGCAUUAGCGACAUUGUCAGAAUUAUCAGCAGGCCGAUAGAUAAUGAAAAAUAACUGUUAAAAAGUAAAAUAUAACCUGCCUCAUAGAAGUACGGCCAUUUGUGUCUGAAACAUUUUAUAACAAAUAUAAACCCCUUCCUAAAGCAUUAUAUAAACUAGCUUAAAACAACCAUUUGACCCAAACAUAAAAAAACGACAUCCCAGAGAUGGAUUGUGUUCUGUGUUGAAAAGUAAUUUUAAAUUGGUUUUAUAUCAACGGUUCAGCCUACUAAACCGGCUCACAUUCUUGUAUGUAGACUGAGGCAACAGAGGUUACACAAAAUGCGUUGGUGCGGGUGAACUUCUGAUAUUUUCGGUUGCCCCUAAUGCUAAGGUCAUAACUGAUAAGGACCGUGUGGGCAACCUUCCCAACCCUGUUUACCUUGCUCUCACACCGUGUGUGUUAUGUUUUGCCAUUAACCAUUGUUUCAUGUAAGUUGGAUGCAGUUGGUGAAUGUUUCUUUGAUCAAACUUUGUAGUAAAUAUUGGUUUGUACAUUAUACAUGAAACACAUGCAAAUCAUGGCAUUUCUGAAUUACUGACUAAAAUAGAAAAUCUAAUUGUUUUUUUUCAUUGUUACAUUAAGUUAUACUUUUAGGAGUAGCUUAUCCAAGUAUUUAAAGUCCAAACAACAAGCUUGUAUUUUUUCUUAUAAUAUGUUAAUUUAACAAUCUCAGUCAUUUUCAUUUAAAUAUCCCUAAUGCAAAGCUCCAAUAAGUAAUGCCAAAGAACACUUUGUUCCUACAUCUACAAGAAACACAGCAGCCACUUGUGGUUCCUUACAGGAACAAUUCUGGGUGCACUAACUCAGGAAAUGUUGGCAAUGUCAUGGGCACUGGCUCCAAACAUUUUCCUUCCCUUUUCUAUCCAAAGUUUAGGGCUGAAGGCAGAACUGGGGCAGCUACGUAGGCUUGUUUCAUUUCUGCGCAAGUGGGCCAAGAGGGACUUUAGCAGAUGGUGAUUAAAUGUUUCCUCAUUUGGUGGAAGACAUCUUAAAUACAUUGUGUUACCACUGUUGAAGAAAUGCGCAUGAAGUCCUGAUAGGGAAGUGAAAUCACACCCACCAUUAAAAGCCAUUAUAGCAUUUUGAACUCCCUUGAUUAGCUCAUCUGUGACUUUACAUUGUCCACAUCAUCUACAACAUCAUGUUUCUAAAAGGUUACGCACUGACGCAGGCCUUCGUUGUCUGCGUGGGCCUCAGUAUGGAGACUCCCAGAAAGGACCCUGCGGUGUUUGUGGCCUCUCAGUUGCCCUCAGAUGCACGGUUCAUGGCGGUGCUUGCCAAUGGGUACCUAGGCACCCAGGUGUACGGCCGCUCGCUGCACAUGGGCGACGUUUACAACGGGAACGGGACGCAGAGCCACCGUGCGCAUAUCCCCUCCACGCUCAAUGUGCUGCUCUCGAACACAGGCCCAGGGGAGCUCCUGUAUGGCCUCAACACCAGGAAAGGUGUGUUUGAAUGCGUGCUGAAGAGCGAACAUAUGCUGGUGGUGCAGCGAAUGUACGCGCACCGCUCCCGUAGAAACCUGCUGGUGCACAGCGUGCAUAUGCAGCGCACUGGCCCGGACCUAUCUCCCCUCCACCUCAACCUUUCCAGCAGCUUCACACCUUUCAGCGAAGAUAUUGACUUUAAAGAAGGGUCUGCAUUUCUUGAAGCAAGGUACAUCUAUGGUGAGAUUCAUGCGCCGGAAGGGAAAGAAUGUUCAAAGACCACUGUGCAUAUGGUCUGGACACCAGUCCCCACUUGCUUGGAGCUGCCCGCUGGACAGAUCGUGAAAAAGUGGACAUUUCUAACAGCCCUGAGCACGGAUGAGAGUGAAGCCAAAGCCGAAUACCGUGCAGGUCUGCGUGCAGCUGAGACACGCGAGCUGUACCACACCCACAAGGCAGCCUGGUCCCAGCUGUGGGCCGCAAGCUGCAUUGACAUGACUGGAGACUUUUACCUUACCCAGGUGUUGUAUGCGUGCAUGUUCUACAUGCUCAGCGCAUUGCCGUCUGCGAGCACGUUGGAUUAUCCCUUCUUUGGAGUGAGUCCUGGUGGGCUGUCCAACGGAGAGAGAAACGAGGACUAUCUUGGACACAUCUUCUGGGACCAGGAGACAUGGAUGUAUCCCGUAGCGCUGUUGUUCCACCCCAGGGUUGCGCGCACCAUGCUGGAGUACCGUGUGGCACGGCUCGGCGCCGCACGUGAAAAUUCUCGCGCCGCUGGACACAGGGGAGCAAAGUACCCCUGGGAGAGCGCUGUGGCUGGACAUGAAGUUUGCCCGGAAGACAUUUACGGGCAGCAGGAAAUCCACAUCAAUGGAGAUGUGUCCUUUGCUUUCCAGCAGUACUUCCUUGUGACUCAGGAUUUAAACUUCUUUUCACAACUGGGAGGAUGGGAUGUGGUGAAGUCUAUCGCGGAAUACUGGAAAAGCCGUGUGGAGUGGAAUAAGUCUGAGAAAUGCUAUGACAUUAACAAUGUGAUGCCUCCAGAUGAGUACCAUAAUGGCGUCAAAAACUCUGUCUAUACAAAUGUCGUGGCUAAAUACAGCCUUGACUUUGCCUCGGAUCUGGGAGAACUACUGAAAGUUCCCGUCCCUCCGAAAUGGAAAGACAUUUCAAGCAAACUAAAAAUUCCCAUCGACCACGAGAAAAACUACCACCCAGAGUAUGAUGGAUACAAUCUCGGCGAGUCUGUGAAGCAAGCCGAUGUGAUCCUCCUUGGCUUCCCUUUGGGGUUUCCCAUGAGCGCACAGAUGAGAAAGAACGACCUGGAAUUGUACGAGGAAGUGACAGACCAUGAUGGGCCUGCCAUGACCUGGAGUAUGUUUGCAGUGGGGUGGCUUGAAAUGAAUGAUUCCAAAAAGGCCAAGGAGAUGAUUACGAGGUGCUAUCAGAACAUUCAUGAGCCCUUCAAGGUGUGGAGUGAAAACCCGGAUGGCUCUGGAGCUGUGAAUUUCCUCACAGGAAUGGGAGGAUUCUUGCAGGCAAACCUCUUUGGAUACUUUGGAAUAAGGAUAACAAAGGAAGGUUUAAAAUUCAACCCGAAUAUUCCCGAAAACGUUUCGGAGGGUGUGGUGACUGGCUUGGCUUACCUGGGCAACAAAAUUACGUUUUCUGCAACAGUAGCCAAUGUGGUGCUGACGGUGACUGCAAUAGACGAAGCUUCACACACACAACUGGAGGUGGUGGUGAGCAGCACUGAGAAAGUCUUCCCUCUGCUCCUGAAGAAGCCAGUUGCCUUCCCGACGUCUUCUGGAAGAAUUCAGAUGUUGCAUUGAGAUUAUAAUUCAUGAACAUUUACAUUUUAUGACAAAGUACACUUUUAAUUCCUAUGACAAACAUGCAUUGAAGAAGUCAUUGGAUGUGAUCUUGGUAUAUAAGUUCAAGUCAAUAUGAUUUUGUCUCAUGCCUUGCAUUGGUUGCAAAGUUACAAUCAUAACAGUAUAAUGUUUGAAUUUAUAUGGUGCUUAAAUGCCUCUGCAACUCAAAGAGCUUUACAUCGUAUCUCACGUUAUGUUUUUAUGGGAGGAUUACAUUUAUGUGUGUACAAUAUGGAAAAUGUAUCCAUUGUGCCACAAUCUUCAUCGUGUUAUUUUUUUUACAAAAAUGUAGAUUACUGUUUAACAUUCAAUACCGUAUAUAUCAUGGAUAGUCUUUCACAUAUUUUACAUUAACGUUUUAUCAUUUAAUUGUUUAAAUUGAUAUAUUAUAUCAAUGAUAUUAUUUGGGUCUUUCGGUAAAGCCACGUAGAUAGAAAAAUAUAAAAAAAAUAUCACGACGUUUCGAUCACAACAGAAGCAAUCGUUUUCCUGCUUCAGCAGCUCUCCCGCUAUA